GCAACCAUGCUCAUUUACUAUAUAGCAGCCAUCUUGUUAAAGUUUUAUUUUUAUAGACUUAUAGCGCGAGAUUCAGGCGGAAGUCACUCUAUUUUACAAAUGGCUGCUGUUUAUAUAGCAAAUCUUGCUUGCAGACACUGCUGUUUAAAGUUAAUUUCUGGCCUAUAUUGAUAUAUUUAGCCAUUGAUUUAGGUUUAUUAUUCAUUUAUCUAUAAUAUUUGACACAAACAUAUCACAAUAUACUUCUAUUACAGCCUUGACAAUGAGGUAACGUUUUCGUACAUUAAUAGCCGCGGGCGAUUUUACGUACCCAAAACGAUAGAUUACCGUUAAGGCUUUAAUAAUUUAUAUUGUGACAUAUUUGUGUCAGAUAUUAUAGAUAGGCCGAUGCUAGCCGGAAAAAGAUGCGCAUGUGCAAUGGAGAGAAACUACGACUUGCCAUCGCAGCGAUGUUUUCGAUGGUACUGCGCAUGCGUGUGUUUACAACCGCAGAACCCUAACACCAAUCCUAACCCUAAUUCUUAAUUCUAACCCUAGCCAUAAGUCACUGCGCAUGCGCAGAGCUGUCUUUUGCCAACUAAGUGGAGAAGUUGGGUAGAAAAAUCUUCAGAGUAGUCACUUCGUUAUAGAUAACUGAAUAAUAAACCAAAAUCAAUGGCGAAAUAUAUCUAUAUUACAGGCAAUAAAUUAACUUUAAAUAGCUAAGCUAGGCCGUUCGAUUCAACGCUUCCGGCUUUGUUGUUUUGAAGCCAUCUCAUGGCUCAUGCGCUUACUAAAAUGGCGACCAGUUUCGCUUUCACUAAACGGUAUAGGAAUAAAACUAAUGAUUACGAGGCAAUCGUUAAUUUUAGAAAUCGGAACUAUCCGUUUCUAUUUAAGUCUGUUAUUUAAGAAUUGUCGGAUCUACUUUUGGCCUAAUUUCUUUGUUUGUCUCGCAAGCGGCGCCUUAGUGACAGUAGCUCUAUAUAAUUCUUAUCUUUCGAAUCAAAUAACUCUAAAAUAACGCUUCCAUAGCAAACCAGACUAUGUGCAUAUAAAACUUGAAAGCAUCAAUUUUACACACAUUACAAUUAAUUGGUAAUAACUUAUGGGCGGUAUGAGUUAUGGUCCGUACAAAUAAUAAUGGGAUUUUAUUAUACUCUUUUUUUGUAAACAUGAGGCGCGGGAAAAUGUGUGCCACGCAAGAAUCCAAUCAUUUGGCUAGAUUUAUGACUGUUUUUUGUCACACCUAAAAAUAGAAUGUUUACUCUUUCUUCAUUGAUGAUCAUUUUUAUUAUUUUUUAAACUGAAAUUUGUAACUUGCUAUACACCCUUUAUCUAUUUUAAAAGCAUAGCAUGCUGAUUGUGAACAAAUAUAGUCAUAAAACACAGAAAUAUAAAGGUACAAUGCGAUGUGUCACACCCCCUCAAGAAAACACGUGUUUAUUAAGCUGUUUAUCUCACUUUACAACAGUAAUUAAAAUUAAUUGUCAAAUUUUUAUUACUUAUUGGGUAAGAUUAAGCACAUGUUUACUAAAAAUUUAAAAAAAAAAACGAAAGUAAAUUCUGUUUUAAUGAAGGUCACAGGUCAAAUAUUUUUUCCUUCAGUCAAGUUCAGUGGAGGGUGCCACAGGCUGACCUGACUUUGGAAUUUUUUUCAGUAAUAAUGACUUUGCACAGAAAGUUAAAAUAUGCUAAAUUGGCUUAGUUUACUAGUGUGCUAGCAAUUAUUGAUAGAUUUUUUAAUUCAAAAAUCAUUAUGAAAUUUUCAUCAAAAUGCCUAAUUAAACAGCAGUGUUUGCAAGCAGAAUAAAAAGCGGCCAUCUGUAAAGUUCUCAGAGGAGCUGGUUUAGGGCAAGCUUUUUAGGCUAGGUUAAGGCAGUCAGAGUCACCAGCGGUCAGCUUAACAUGUCUGCCCGAGAUGACCUGAGACAAAGGAAUAAAAAGACAUCAUACAAUGAAGGUGAAAGUGAAGAAGAUUCAAACAAUGAUACCAGUUAUGUUUCAAACGUCUCCCUUGACAAGUCAUUGACUCCUGGUCAAAAGCGAGACACUUCUGUGUACAAAAGUUUUCUUGAGUCAUCCAGCAACAGCAGCCCAGGUUCCAGUUUUUUGUCUAACCCAUCCCCCUUUGCUAGUAGAAACACUCACCAAAACUCUCCCACUCCAACUAAAAGGAUAUACCCUCAGUUAGAUAUCAGUUCAAAAAAUGCUGAGUUCUCCGCUUCUUGUUCAGAUGUAGAUUCAAGUCCAAGAAGAAUACAGAAGGAAUCUGCUGAAAAUUCAAAGAUUUAUCCAGAUUUAAAGAAAUUAUCUUCUGAACAUUCAGACCAAGGCAACCAUUCUAAAAAUCUCUUUGUAUUUAUUAUGUUUAUUAUUAUUUUAGUUUUUGCAUAUCUAAUUUGGCCGUUCAUUAAUCCACGAGAGCUGGCUUCAUCCCCAGAAAAGAGAACUGUACAAGUUCUACCUUUUGAGAAAUUUAUUCAUGACAUGAAACAGCUGCAGUCUAACUUACCCAGUCAGAACGACCGUCUAUGGCGGACAAUCAAAGCUUCAGUCAAACACAUUUUAAAUGAAACCAGCUCAGAAUAUCCCAGCAUUAUUCUCAUGGCUUCUCAAAGCAAAGACUCCUCCACUGCCAGGUGUGUUGCAAAUCAAAUAGCUGCGAUAUUUCAGUCUGUGAACAAAUUAAACACACCCCCUUCUAUAACUGACAUCAAUUCCAUUAAAGACCUCGGAUCAGAUCUUCAGAAAAAAAACCUAGACGAUGCAUUAGAUUCUGCUUUGGGAUCUUCCAAAUAUAAAUCCGUAGUGGUUGACAACCUUCAGCUCCUGUCACCUGAGGCAGCAUUGAUUCUUCACAAGUACUGUGAUAAUGACAACGCGCCUUACAAGGAUAUCUUGAUGAUCCUGUUGCUUUAUGUGGAUCCUGCAUCACAGGCGGAGAGCGCCCACAAGGUGGAGAAUUAUUUGAAAGACUUGUGGCACCAGGGUCUAGACGCAGACAAGGUUGGUGCCUUGAUGAGUCGUGUAGCUAACAAUGUGGUCCUGGUGAGCCAUGAGGAUGUUGGCACGGUCAGUAAAAUAUGUCAGUCAUGAUCUUCCUGUCAUGGUUUGGUCACUUCUUGCUAAUUUAAAAUAACACUUUUGAAUAUGAGAAUAGCUUAUGAGUUUUCAUAAUGAUUGAAAGUAUCAAUUUAUCAAUGAAAUUUUUUGGGCAAUUUUUGUUAAAGAUAUUUAAAUUUUAGGAAAGAAGUUUGAAAGUGUCCGUAAAAAAAACAAGUCCUCAGCAAAAAUGUUAUGUGAGUCUAGUUUAAUAUACAUUGUAAUUCCACAUAUGGUAUUGUUUUGGAGAAAAUUAGGAAAGUAUUUUGCAAGUUAAUAUUACUACUACAUUGGUUAGUAAUGAAUGUAUAAAAAAAAGUUGUUACAACUUUGAUAAAACUAAAACUUUUAAAGCUUAAAAUUCCAUUGUCUUUCUAGAUUUUGUUCAAGAUUGUGUCCAAUUAUUGAAUACCUGUGACUUGAAAUAAUACUUCCAUUACUUUAGUUUUAAAUAUCAGUAUUUGAAGGAUUAAUGAUUCUGCUCUUGUCUAUUUUUCUUAUUGUCAUUACUUGCCACAACAGGUACUGCUGAUAAACUAAUGAUAUCAUGUUCCUAUUGUCAUGCCUGUGUUACUAUUGUAUUGCAUUUGUUAAUCCUUCCUACAGUGAGAUAAGUGAGACAAAUAUAAUCUACCACAUUUUUUCUUAUUGGAUUGAUACGAUCUGAUCAUUAAGUUCUAACACUAAGUUAAAAAUAUGUUUGUACUGUAUAUAAUUGUAACAAGUCUUUAGAUAAACAUUUAAGCGAGAACGCUUUUGUUAUAUAUAUUAAUUUUUUUGAAUCUGUUCAUAAUUUACAAUUGUAUUGUUUUGCCACAAAUAAAAAUUCCAAUAAAUAA
This is a messenger RNA of Physella acuta, 3923 nucleotides long. Its product is annotated as torsin-1A-interacting protein 1. Gene Ontology annotation, molecular function: ATPase activator activity. The record is from RefSeq and is a predicted model, not a curated record. Gene Ontology annotation, biological process: membrane organization. Lineage: Eukaryota; Metazoa; Mollusca; Gastropoda; Physidae. Gene Ontology annotation, cellular component: membrane.